AUGGAUCCUUGCCGCCUGGCUGAGCUCAUCCUGAAAAACAGAGCAACAAUAGCCCAACCGGCGGCUACAACUGGCUGCACAAUAUCACCUCUCUCCCUCUGCCCAUCCCCCACCCAUAUUAAAAUUGCCCCACAAAACGACGACAUAAAAAUCUACAACUACACCGUCAAGCGGCGCAGUCUGUUCCCAAAAAAUAACCCCCUCUACCUCCUCGACAUCCUCGUCCCCUCAUACCUCGAAUACCAAAUCCCCACCUACUUCGCAGACAGCGCGCACCACCACGACGACCCCCACUACGACCCCACUACGACCCCCUCCAACCAAACCGUUUACUCAUCAUGGAUCUACACCAACAACCUCGCCAACAACAGCUUCUUAUCUUACAUGGAAAUACCCAACCACACAAACCCAGACUCCGUAGAUUGCAUCCUCUCAGCCCUGGAUUAG
Messenger RNA from Paracoccidioides lutzii Pb01, 447 nucleotides. Its product is annotated as GDSL lipase/acylhydrolase family protein. The transcript is spliced from 2 exons. The record is from RefSeq and is a predicted model, not a curated record. The coding region runs from base 1 to 447 and encodes 148 amino acids.